GUGAAGAAUUGUUUGUGUGCUUAUCUCAUUUAUCAAAAAAAUAUUAUCUUAUCUUUCGACCUCUUUCACCCUUAAACCCUCCAGUUUCGAGAUCAUUUGUGCUGCAAAACGGAAAGAUCGAACAGAAUGUUUCUCGGAAUAUUGACGAUUUUGACUAUAUCCUCCCAAUGGAUAAACUGCGAAAAUCUAUCCACGCUAAACGUGAUCAAUCUGAAAUCUCUCAAAAAAAUCGAAAUAACCGAGUAUAAGGGUGCGAUGAACCAGGAAGUUUUCAGCUUUUUCCAGCACAUAACUGAGUUAGAAGUUAAAAACAGCGAAUUCACCCUCGACAACAAUUUUCUCCACGUCUUGCCGAGGCUCAGAAAACUCACCAUGACGGACAAUCGUAUAACCACGACAGGUUCAAACGUCACAGACUGCUGCGAGCAUCUUACAGAGUUAAGGCUGGUAAACAACCACAUGAAAAACCUCAGAAUUGACCAGAUUGGAAAAGUACCAUACAUCCUCUUGUUGGUACUAACCGGGGAAGACGUGCCAGUUUUGAAGAAAGAAGGUUUCUCAGCAUCACCCCGUAUCAAGGAAAUGAACAUAACCUAUUCUGGUCUCACAACCAUCGAAGCAGGAGCUUUUAAGGGCCUCCAAGAGUUGGAGACGCUGAAUUUGGAGGGUAACAGACUGACGCAUAUGACAAGAGAAAUUCUGGAACCUUUGAAGGUUCUCCAGAAGCUGGUGUUGAAGAAUAACCUCCUCGGUGAAUUUUCAGGAGACGCGGUCUUGAAUUUGGACUGGUUGCAAUUCAUCGACAUCUCCCAUAACCCGAUCAAGAAGCUGGCUAUCGAAAAUAUAAGAAACAAGGCUAUUCGAUUGAAGAAGAUCGAUGUUACUGGAAUCGAUGGGACAACUCAAGAAAUAUUGAAGUUUCGAGAAUAAGAAAUAGAUGUAUAAACGAAUUCGUAAUAAAAAAUUUUAUUCGA
Messenger RNA from Coccinella septempunctata (seven-spotted ladybird), 974 nucleotides. RefSeq names its product insulin-like growth factor-binding protein complex acid labile subunit. The transcript is spliced from 2 exons. The coding region runs from base 127 to 930 and encodes 267 amino acids. The record is from RefSeq and is a predicted model, not a curated record. NCBI's taxonomy places the organism in Eukaryota, Metazoa, Arthropoda, Insecta, Coleoptera, Coccinellidae. Gene Ontology annotation, cellular component: extracellular matrix. Gene Ontology annotation, molecular function: protein binding.